AACAAACAAACUUCCGCGCGGCCGGAUCCAGUGGCCAGAACCCUCGCUGGUCUGCGUUUCCCAUCUCGUGAUUCUACACUUCUACCGUUCCACUCUCGUGCGCUCUUGUUUUCUUCUCUCCGUUGCCGCCCUACGUCAGGUGCCCAAUUCUCCAUUUUCGGGCCCUUCUCCAGCGACGAGCACCCGCCAGGUCCGAUCCAUCUCACCCGGAUCUUCUGUAUCUCGGGUUCUUGGCAGAGGAUUAUGGAUUGGCUGGGGCAGAAACGCGCGGAGAUGCUGAUGCAGGUGCUGCUGGUGGCGUCUGCGGUGGUGGCGUUCCUGGUGGGCUACGUGCGCGCGGACUUCCAGCUCAUGCUGCUCGUCUACGCCGGCGGCGUCGUGCUCACGGCUCUGGUCACCGUCCCCAACUGGCCUUUCUACAACCGUAACCCGCUCAAGUGGCUCGACGCUGCCGAGGCCGAGCGCCACCCGCGGCCCCAGGUCAGCGCCGCCCCCGCGGCAGGGGGUAAGAAGAGGUCCGGGAAGAACAAGUAGUUGGUCGAUGUGUGUGUUCUUGGUCGACCUGACUCAACCUGUUUAAGAUCUAUUCGCAGAACUAAUCAAUUAUAAAAAGAGAUAUUGAGAUAUUUGACAGUUUUCGUACUUAAAAGUGCUCAGCUGUAGCUGAAAA
Zea mays is the source of this 670-nucleotide messenger RNA. RefSeq lists its product as uncharacterized. NCBI's taxonomy places the organism in Eukaryota, Viridiplantae, Streptophyta, Magnoliopsida, Poales, Poaceae. Bases 244 to 534 code for a protein of 96 amino acids. The record is from RefSeq and is a predicted model, not a curated record. Gene Ontology annotation, biological process: protein targeting to ER. The transcript has 2 exons. Gene Ontology annotation, cellular component: membrane; signal peptidase complex.